AUGGAACAAGAUGGGGGGGGCUCCCACUCACCCACUCACACCUCAGACACAGGGUCAGACACAGACUCGAGGCAAGUAACCGCAGAUAAUCACUCUGUGUCAGAGAAACGUCUGGCGGCCAUGUUGCAGGACCUACGCACCUCUAUGAAGACUGAAUUCCAAGGUGCGGUCUCCGACAUGCGCAAAGACAUCCAUGAAGUGGGGACACGGGUGAAUGCGCUAGAAGAAAAAACUGAUGAGCUCUGUCACAUGAACGACACCAUAGUAGAGAAAAUACAAAGGAUGAAAGCUGAUAACAAACGCCUUAUGGAAAAACUGGCGGAUCUGGAAGACCGCUCCUGCCGCAAUAACAUCCGC
Molecule: messenger RNA, 357 nt
Organism: Pelobates cultripes (western spadefoot toad)
Lineage: Eukaryota; Metazoa; Chordata; Amphibia; Anura; Pelobatidae
Source: the annotation of a GenBank genome assembly